AUGUUAACAAAAGCGACAAAACUCAUGUUCACUGCAAGGCCAUUGCUAACACUCUCGAGGUCAGCCGUCUGUGUUAGAGGCUUCCAUGCAGCUUCCCCCCUAUUUGCGUCAGAAGUUCCUGCAAAUCCUCAGUAUUCGUGGACCAACCCUGACAAUGUCCCUAAGGGUCAGAGCUUGGCAAAGUACGGAAUCGACCUGACCGAACUUGCCAAGAAGGGCAAGUUGGAUCCUGUCAUCGGCCGCGAAGAAGAAAUUCGUCGUACUCUGGAGGUCUUAUGCCGUCGAACGAAGAACAAUCCUGCUCUGAUUGGAGAUCCCGGUGUGGGAAAGACAGCCAUCGUGGAGGGCAUUGCCCAGCGAAUUGUCGCCGGAGAGGUCCCCGACAGUAUGAAGAACAAGCGAGUGGUCUCUCUGGAUCUCGCUGCUAUGGUGGCUGGAGCAAGCUUCCGCGGUUCCUUUGAGGAGCGUCUGAAAGGGGUUUUGAAGGACGUGAAGGAGAGCAACGGCCAAGUCAUUUUAUUCAUCGAUGAGCUUCACACGCUGGUGGGUUCAGGAGCCACUGGAGGCAUGAUGGAUGGUUCGAACAUCCUCAAGCCUGCUCUGGCGCGUGGCGACUUGAGCUGCGUGGGAGCAACGACUCUCGACGAGUACCGAAAUAGCAUUGAGAAGGACGGAGCCUUGGCUCGCCGAUUCCAGCCAGUGAUCGUGGAGGAGCCUUCUCUGGACAGCACCAUCAGCAUUCUGCGUGGCUUAAAGGAGCGCUACGAAGUGCACCACGGCGUUCGAAUUGCCGAUUCCGCCCUGGUGGCAGCCGCGAACUACGCGGACCGCUACAUCACCGAUCGAAAGAUGCCGGAUAAGGCGGUGGAUCUGGUGGACGAAGCGGCGUCGCAUCUGCGUCUGCAGCAGGAGAGCAAGCCGGAGGCGGAGCGCGUCACGGCGGACAACAUCGCGGACGUGGUGUCGCGUCGCACGGGAAUCCCGCUGUCGACGCUGCUGGAGGACGAGAAACAUCGCCUUCUGCGCAUGGAGGACGUGCUGUCGCAGCGCGUGAUCGGCCAGCCCGAGGCGGUUCGGAAGGUGUCGGAGUGCAUCCGAAUCUCGCGAGCGGGGCUGCGCACGCACGACCGACCGCUGGGCUCGUUCUUGUUCCUGGGCCCGACCGGCGUGGGCAAAACCGAGCUGUGCAAGACGCUGUGCAAGUUUUUGUUCAAGGACGAGUCGUGCUUCACGCGCAUCGACAUGUCGGAGUACAUGGAGAAGUUCUCGGUGUCGCGACUGAUCGGAGCGCCGCCAGGCUACGUGGGCUAUGAAGAGGGCGGCACGCUGACGGAAGCGGUGCGUCGCCAUCCGUACCAAGUCGUGCUGUUCGAUGAGUUCGAGAAGGCGCAUCCGGAAGUGUCGAACCUGCUGCUGCAGGUACUGGACGAAGGACGAUUGACCGAUUCGCAGGGCCGAACGAUCGACUUCCGCAACACGAUCAUCAUCCUUACGUCCAAUCUGGGCAGCGAGUUCUACGCGAACUCGGUGGACGGCAUGGAGGACGCGGUGCGAAGCCAGAUCAUCAAGCGCGUGAACGAUACCUUCCCUCCAGAGUUCGUGAAUCGUCUCGACGAGCUGGUUCUGUUCCGCAAGCUGAACCGCGAGGACAUGAAGAACAUCGUCGAUCUGCAGCUCAAGACGGUGGAUCAGAUGCUCCACUACCAGAACAUGGACUUGAAGGUCACCGAGCAUGCUCGGUCCUGGCUCUCGCUGGCUGGAUACGAUCCUCGGUUUGGAGCGCGGCCGGUGAAGCGCGCCAUCCAGCAGUAUUUGCUGUCUCCGCUGUCCAAGCUGAUUAUUGGAGGCGAUAUCAAGAACGGACAGGAAGUGUUCGUCGAUGCGCAGGAUGCGGAUGCCAAGAAGCCGCCAUUGGUGAUUACUGGAAGAGCUACCGUGAAGGGAAAGGAGAUUGCCAAGAGUAAUUAAUUAGUUUCUUAGAUAGUUAGUGCGUGUGUGCGUACAUAUGUUCGUUCGUUCGUUCGUUCGUGGAGUAUAAAUUGUGUGCGAUGUGAUUGUUGCUAUUACUAUAU
Messenger RNA from Blastocystis hominis, 2072 nucleotides. Its product is annotated as hsp78. Gene Ontology annotation, cellular component: cytoplasm. The record is from RefSeq and is a predicted model, not a curated record. The transcript is spliced from 3 exons. Bases 1 to 1968 code for a protein of 655 amino acids. Gene Ontology annotation, molecular function: ATP binding; ATP hydrolysis activity. Gene Ontology annotation, biological process: cellular response to heat. Lineage: Eukaryota; Bigyra; Opalinata; Blastocystidae.